AUGGGAAACCAAACUGUUGUCUCAGAAUUCAUUCUCCUGGGCCUGCCCAUUGAUCCAAAUCAGCGAGACCUGUUCUAUGCCCUGUUCCUGGUCAAGUAUGUUACCACCGUCCUGGGGAAUCUUCUCAUCAUCAUCCUCAUUCGCCUGGACUCCCACCUCCACAUGCCCAUGUAUUUGCUUCUCAGCAAUUUAUCCUUCUCUGACCUCUGCUUCUUGUCUGUCACAAUGCCGAAAUUGCUGCAGAACAUGCAGAGCCAAGUCCCAUCCAUCCCCUAUGCUGGCUGCCUGACCCAGAUGUACUUCUUUCUGCUUUUUGCAGACCUGGAGAGCUUCCUCCUGGUGGCCAUGGCCUAUGACCGUUAUGUGGCCAUCUGCUUCCCCCUGCACUACACCACCAUCAUGAGCCCCAAGCUCUGUCUCUCCCUGGUGGUGCUGUCCUGGCUGCUGACUACUUUUAUCUUGUUAUUGCACACCCUGCUCAUGGCUCGGCUGUCUUUCUGUGCUGAUAAUGUGAUCCCUCACUUUUUCUGUGACAUGUCAGCUCUGCUAAAGUUGGCCUGCUCUGACAUUCAGAUAAAUGAAAUGGUAAUCUUUAUUUUGGGAGGGCUCAUCAUUAUUGUUCCAUUUCUGUUGAUCUCUUCAUCCUAUGCACGGAUUGUGUCCUCCAUCCUCAAGGUGCCUUCCGCCAGGGGCAUCCGCAAGACCUUCUCCACCUGUGGCUCCCACCUCUCUGUGGUGUCUCUCUUCUCUGGGACAAUCAUUGGCCUUUAUUUGUGCCCAUCAGCUAAUAAUUCUACUGUUAAGGAGACUGUCAUGACUGUGAUGUACACUGUGGUCACCCCCAUGCUGAACCCCUUCAUCUACAGCCUGAGGAAUCAGGACAUAAAGGGAGCCUUGGGAAGAGCCUUUUCAAAGUGGACAAUACAGCUUUUUUUGGGACAGAGACUCCAAAGAUCAAAGUAUGUUUUCAAACAGUAG
This is a messenger RNA of Neogale vison (American mink), 978 nucleotides long. Its product is annotated as olfactory receptor-like protein DTMT. The coding region runs from base 1 to 978 and encodes 325 amino acids. The record is from RefSeq and is a predicted model, not a curated record. Gene Ontology annotation, biological process: G protein-coupled receptor signaling pathway. The transcript has a single exon. Gene Ontology annotation, molecular function: olfactory receptor activity; G protein-coupled receptor activity. NCBI's taxonomy places the organism in Eukaryota, Metazoa, Chordata, Mammalia, Carnivora, Mustelidae. Gene Ontology annotation, cellular component: membrane.